AUGAAGCCUAGGCUAGUGCCGUGGGGUCUGUCGUCUGUCUGCAGGAAAUGCGCAACUUGGCUAGCAACUGCUGCUGUCGUGUUUUUUUACUAGGCCUAGCUAAGCUAGUCUAGUAGGGCCCCUAGGCUGGGCCGGAUAAACGCUCUCUCAGACUCUAGACUAGGCCUAGGCUAGAGAUAUAGAGAGCUGAGAGAAGUUCAUUUAACUUUAUUUUUAAUAAGAAAACUAGAAAUAUACUUAUCUUUUUUAGUGAAUCUGUUGUUUGAUGUGUGAUACAAGUUACGCCUAAAAUACAGCAUAAAAUUAAAAAACAAAUCCCGGCACGGCACACAGUAUCUUUUCUCGCGCUGACUUUUUUCGAGGUGUUUCAGUUCAGAGGGUCAUUCACGCUUAUCGCUGAUUGGUCAGAAAUAAAAAUCCGUUCGGAUUCACGUUUCCAAUGGCUUUCUGAUCCAUUGAUCCGAAUCCGGAGUCCGGGGAAAAAAUCGGACUGUGUAGAUGUGAACGCUUCUAUUCCUUACCACUAAAGCCAUUUCUCACGAUUUUUUCUCCGGACUCCGUACCGGAAUCCGGGCUUGAUGUGAACGUAGCUUAAACCUGUUAUUCCAUACAGUACAAAAAUUAGUUUAUUCACAAGCAACGUCUCUUGUUCACUUUCUCAUAGUGCGUAUUAUGAUUUACAUAGUAUUGUGUCAUCAGUCACAAGGCUAGGACGGUAUUUCAUAGUGGCCAGAACAUUGUCCAAUAUAGCCUUGCAUUGCUGCUCGUAUAUUAUCUUAUAAGGUAAGAUAAUUACACAAGUUUAGAGUUACAAAUGAAGGCGGAACGUCAAUGGUGGUGGGUUGUAACUGGUAUCAGCAUUGGGAUUGGCUAUUGCACAUACGGCAUUGUCUACUCAUAUGGAGUGUUUUUCGGGGCUAUACAAGCUGAGUUUCACACAUCAGCAGUUGUUACAGGCUGGGUUCAGUCCCUUUGCCUGGCCUGUAGUCAACUUUUCUCAAUACUUGGACAGAUGUUAGUUCGCCGAUUUGGGUUUUUCUGCGUCAUCACAACAGCGACGAUUUCGUAUGCAAUUUGUUUGCUGUUGAGCUCUGUCGUCCCGUCCGUCAGUUACCUCUAUCUUACGUACGGCAUUGGUGUAGGGAUAACAGUUGCUAUAUCAACAAAACCGGCUUUACAAUUGGUUCUAGAAUGGGUACCAAUUCAGAGUAGAAUGAGAGCUACGGGAUUAGCCACGAUUGGCUCAACUAUAGGACUUCUGACGCUGAGUCCACUUAUAGAAACUGUGUUAACGCACGUCGGUUGGAGAUGGACUUUUCGAAUAUGUUCAGGUUUUGUAUUUAUAGUGGCAUUGAUCGCUGCAACUUUACUCUACGUAACACUAACUAAGACCCAGGAUACCACCACAGAUUCCAAACAGACUGAUAGUAAAGACGGCGAGGCAGCUUCUGAAGUCUCUCAGCGUGAAGUCCUAUAUUUUCCAGAAAUGUGGAUAUUUGCAACAAUGCUUGUGAUAGUGAGCUGUGCCCAAGGAUUUACAAUGAUCAAUCUUGUGGAUUUUGCGACAAAGAGCGGAUUCACUCUUGAGCAAGGCGCUUUAGUAUUAAGUGUAAACGGUGGAGCCGAAGUGGUUGGAAAAAUUAUUUUAGCGCUAUUUUUGGAUAAACUACCAUUUCCGAAGAUACUGAUUUGGCCGAACGCUUGUAUAGUGUCUUCAGUGAUUUGUGUUUUAAUACUCUAUGUUAAUUCAUUUAAAGCAUUGCUGAUAGUAUCAACAGUUCUUGGUCUCAUGAAAGCUGUAUUCAACAGUACCGGGAUGGGUGUGGCUGCAGAGCUGUUUGGUCAUCGAUAUCGCCCGAGUACAUCAACUAUUGCUAGUGCACCUUGUGGAUUAGGUUUCCUCUUCGCAGCUUUAGUCGGUGGUUACAGUUACGAUUUAACUGGUUCUUACGAGUCUGCACUCUACGCGUGUUCUGGAAUGUUCUUUAUUUGUUGCAUACUAUCCUUAAGUACUCUAAUAUGGCAGAAAAUGUGUGCAGUUGAAAGGUUUCAGUAUACAAAUACGAAACAAACAAGGAGAGACGAAACUAAAGAUUGUUAUGCGAAAUUGAAUAUUAUAGAAGAUAAAACACUACCUUCACAGAACGCGACACAAAUAUGACACUUUUUAAUGUUGACUUGUUUUUCGCCUAUUACCAUAAAGGCCUAAUCCAGACUCUCUAAACAACAGAGAAACGCUGAGGUUUUAAGCGAUUGUACCAUGGAGUAUAAACUAAUAAUGAUAAUGAUGAUGAUGAUAUGUGAUGAUGAUGAUGUUGAUGAUGAUGAUGAUGAUGGGGAUGAUGUUACUAGGAGCGAGAACCGUUAUAAGAGAAUAUAAAUAUUUGCCUAAAACCACCGCAUAUCAAACACAAUUCAACAAACACUAAAUUUGGUGCAAUAUAGUAUUUAAACGUUUCGUCACUCACAUCACGAACUAACACAAUUAAAUUCAAUUGUGUUAGUUCGUGAAAUCAAAAAAGCGCGUCAAAAUACGCGCUGUUGUCGUUAAGGAGUUUUUGUGUGGUAAAGAAUACAAAAAUGCUUGACAACCAAUACGCGCUCGUUUUGACGCGCUACUGUGAUUUCACGAACUAACACAAUCUACUAUUGUGUUAGUUCGUGAUGUGAGCGACGGUUUUAGCAAUAACUUAGUUGGCGUACCGUAUUCAUUAAAGCGACCUCAUGAUGUCACUUUGGCUUUGGCUUACGUCUUCUUUAAAAUAUAUUUAUACGAUGUCAUUUUUAUGAUUGUUUGUAACUGGAUUCUAUUUUAAAACUUUGCUUAUUUUAUUGUAUUUGAUUUUAACAGUAUGUUUAUCAACACAAUAAAAUUGUUCAAUUAAUACUUACAUCCAUGCUCAUUCUUUGUUCACUAAGUUUAUUCACUCUGACUGCAACUUCAGUACAGUGCAAGGCCAAAAAUAGACGAGAGAAUACCUAUUUUGUUGUUGGUAUUUUUGUCUGUUACUAUUAUUUUCUAAUCUGUUCCCGUUCAUAUCCACAUUGUCUUUUUACGUUUCUAUUUAUUACUCUACUACUUUAUUCAAUUCAUGCCCUAUGUAUACUUUCGGGCCUUUGAUAUUUAUUUUGAAGUCAUGGCGCAUAAUAAUUGUUUUAUUAUUAUUAUUAUUAUUAUUAUUAUUAUUAUUAUUAUUAUUAUUAUUAUAAUUAUUAUUAAGUAUACUUUUAAUUUGAUUUGAUUCAUCGCAAUAACAGCAAUAUGCUGAAACGAAAAGAGUUUGUUUCAAAAAUACAGAUAUUUGAAUAUUUAAAAACUGGGGAAAAAGGUUUUUUCUUUGGUUAUUUUUACUUAUAUUACAAUUUAAUUUUUAAUUUUGUAAUAGUUAUAUAUUUCAAUAAAACAAAAAUAAUAAUAGGCCUAAUAAUAAUCAGUACGUGUAUUUCAGGAUUCUUUAUAUGUUUUAUAUUUCGAUUUACUUCCCAUUAUUUUAAAACAUUUUAUGCCUGAUAUUUAUUCUCUCAGUCAUUGAAAU
This is a messenger RNA of Anneissia japonica, 3536 nucleotides long. Its product is annotated as monocarboxylate transporter 12-B-like. The transcript has 7 exons. Gene Ontology annotation, biological process: transmembrane transport. Gene Ontology annotation, molecular function: transmembrane transporter activity. Lineage: Eukaryota; Metazoa; Echinodermata; Crinoidea; Comatulida; Comatulidae. Bases 815 to 2161 code for a protein of 448 amino acids. The record is from RefSeq and is a predicted model, not a curated record.